Molecule: messenger RNA, 737 nt
Organism: Pygoscelis adeliae (Adelie penguin)
Lineage: Eukaryota; Metazoa; Chordata; Aves; Sphenisciformes; Spheniscidae
Gene: ZCCHC24
Product: zinc finger, CCHC domain containing 24
Exons: 4
Coding region: 1-564 (187 amino acids)
Molecular function (GO): nucleic acid binding; zinc ion binding
Source: RefSeq, a predicted model, not a curated record
AUGUGUGAAGUCGCCCGUGAGACCACAGACUCGACUCUGUGGCCCUUUGAACUGAUCCUGCUGCCGUGCACCGGCUUCGGCUUUGCUCUGAGCAGCAGUCUGUACAAGAGCGCAUCGCCUUAUGGCUCUCUCAAUAACAUUGUGGAUGGGUUAAGCUCCCUCACCGAGCAUUUCUCUGACCUAUCCCUUUCUUCAGAAGCCAGAAAACCCAGCAAGAGGCCACCUCCUAACUACCUGUGCCACCUCUGCUUUAACAAGGGACACUACAUUAAAGACUGCCCACAGGCUCGUCCAAAAGGAGAAGGCCUGACUCCAUACCAGGGCAAGAAACGCUGCUUUGGUGAAUAUAAGUGCCCCAAAUGCAAGAGAAAAUGGAUGAGUGGAAACUCCUGGGCUAACAUGGGACAAGAAUGUAUCAAGUGCCACAUUAAUGUUUAUCCUCACAAACAGAGACCCCUGGAAAAGCCGGACGGCCUGGAUGUUUCGGAUCAGAGCAAAGAACAUCCCCAGCAUCUGUGUGAGAAGUGCAAAGUUUUGGGCUACUACUGCCGCCGUGUGCAAUAAACCUUCAAAGUGGCCUCUUCCCGUCCCCGUCAUCCUUAAAGAUCCUCUGGCAGCAUGCGAUCAACAGCAACACAACAAAUCAAGAUAAAAGCUAAAAUAAUUGCCAAUAUUGCCUAUCUAAUAAUAUGCCUUACCAUUAAUAGAAUGUAACAUUUCUCCUGUGCGUGCGCACG